Cyprinus carpio (common carp) is the source of this 3155-nucleotide messenger RNA. It is a transcript of the gene crfb12, whose product is annotated as cytokine receptor family member B12. The record is from RefSeq and is a predicted model, not a curated record. Gene Ontology annotation, molecular function: protein binding. NCBI's taxonomy places the organism in Eukaryota, Metazoa, Chordata, Actinopteri, Cypriniformes, Cyprinidae.
AAAGAAGUCUGGACUUGUUUAAAAUGUUGUCAGUGGAAACCUGCAGAUAGUUGUUCUUUCAUUCUGUGUACUACAGAAUGUUUAGACAGAUACUUGUUUUUUCUUAGUCUUUUUAAGAUUGUUUGGGAAAAAUUAAUGGCCGUUCCCUCAAGACUUUCUCUGUAGUGAACGAGUGACGCUUUGAUAGCAGUAGUAUUUAUCUUGGAUCAUUUGUUUAAACCCAAUCUCAGUAUGCUGGUGGUAUGUAAGAUGGAUCUGCUGUCUUCAGGACUGGUGUUUUAUUUAUAGAAACAGAGAUGACUCCAGAGUGGGGCGAUUAAGGAUAAACUUCCAGCCUUUUUUAAAGGUUUGACAUGAUUUAAUGACACAAUGACCCGCUUUCUAGCCUGCAUGUUCACUUUGCUUCAAAUAUGUCUAACGCCAUCUAAAGCAAUUCUUUCUUCUCCAAAGAAUCUGACUGUGAGGUUAUUGGAUUUUAAGGCUACAGCUGAAUGGCUUCCUGGACAAGGAAAUCCUCCUGACACCAGAUACACCUUGGAGUUUAUAACUGCACAAAAAAUGUCUGGAGGGAAGUGGAAUCAUGCUCAACACUGCACUAACACAGAAAUACUGAAAUGCCAACUGACUUUUGAUGAGCAACCUAAUGAGCUUCACUGGAACUAUUUUGUGAGGGUCAAGACAACAUUUAAAGGAACGAGCUCCAACUGGACAACUACAUCAAAGUCUUUCCAGCCAUAUGGAGACACACUCCUGAGUCCCCCAAAUGUAAAAAUCUCAACUGAACAAAAGUCCAUUAAAAUUCAUUUUAGUCAUUGGCUGGAAUUAAAACCAGAGGUCAAACCACUGGAAUACCUGCUGUAUCUUUUUGAGAGCAGUCCUGCUGAGGAAUCAAAGUUUGUAGCACUGAUAUCAGCCUCUGAAUCUCCAUACAUUUUCCAUGAUGUGCCAUCUGGCAAGAACUAUUGUGUUAAUGUUUCUGCCAGUCAUCAACAAGCCUUGAAGGACAAUAACUUCAACACCACCAAAUGUAUAUUUCUAUUAGAUUCUACUAGAAGCUUUGUGCUAGUAGUGUGCAUUGUGGCCAUGCUGCUGAUUAUUUUUUCAACUGGGAUUUUUUUGCCUUUUGGUUGUUUUUACCACAUGAGGCUUCAAAUCAAGAAUCUCAGCAUUCCAAAACCUUUGAUUGUUAUUCCAGGAUAUAAAAGGGUCCUAAAACCAACCCCUGAGGAAUCCCAGCCAAUUACAGUGAUCCCACCAAAAAAAGAAAUGAACACAGAGAGACGUUUUUCUUCAUCGGAGGAAGACUCCAAGGAUGGCUCUAGGUUCUAUCAAUCAAGAGAAAACCUUACAUCAGCCAUCACCAAUGUUAACCCACCAGAGCAAGAUGAGGAGGCUGAGGCAUCAAAUCAGUAUGAUAAAUACACACUAGCGAAUGAUAUAGAAGAUAGUGAAGAAAAUGAAAUGUCUGAAAUGGAUGAUGACAGUAUGCAUCCAGGUAGUGAAUCUGAUUCGGGAUCUCUCUGUGCUAAUACUUUAAACAGUUCAAGAUCAUCCCAAAUACUGCAAACGGUUACUGUGAACACAUUUGUAAAAUUAGAGAUGGAUAGCAAUUAUGUAGAAGAAACCCUUUCCUGUUCUUCUGGCAGUGGCUGUGAAAGAGAAGUGACUGCUGAAGAUGAGGAGGAUAGCUUUUUCUUUCCUGAUUCGAACUCAGAGAGCGGCUAUGAACCAAGACCUGACCAAGUAUUAUGAACUUCCAAGUCUCUACUUUCAAAACUAUGAAGGCCCUUAAAGAGGAUAUACAUACAGUAUCCUGAACAUACUUCCAAAGGUGGAGUCUGCAACCAAAUUCAAGCAAAAAAGUAUCCACCUUUCACCUGAGCCAUGCAAGUAGACUUGCAAAACUCUGUGUGAAGUUUAGUGAUGCAGAAGAUCAGAAUAUCCAUAACAUGAGGGAAUAACACUUGAUAUAGAAGCAAAAUCUGGGGUUUGAUUAAUACCUGGAGAGAACUACCCGUUAAUAUUCCCUUUCAUCGCAAUAGCACUUACAGCACUUACAACUUAAUGGCCAUCUUGUUGCUGAUUGCCCAGUUGUAGUACUAUAAGUGGGUCAUGUUGAACACAGUUUAAACUAUGGAAGUGUGCCUCCUUCAGGAAUAAAAUGGAGCUACACAUUCUACAGCGUGUCACUUUGAUGCAACUGGUCACAUGACAAGCCGUCUGUUCGAUAAAUGGCUGUUCAGACACUUUGAUAAUGGACUCCAGGUGCUACAUGAAGGAAUUUAAGAUGCAGUGCAAUACCUAACUUACCAGAAAUACUGGACAAUUGAAAUUCUAAGUGUAUUCUUGUGUAUUGUAUGUCAUAAAAAAACAUAAUUAUAAUAUCAUAAUUUACACAAAUUGGGAUCUAAGACCACUGUGGUGAAAAUCUCUGUAUAAAAUCUGAUCAAAGAUGAAAAUUACUUGGAAACAACUGCAAAAUGGUGGUCACUGAAGUCAACGGUUAAAUAAAAAAAAUAAACAAAACUACCAAUGGCAUUAUUUUUGAAAACAUACUCUCUUUACAGCAUCCUUUCACAAAUGCUUAAAAAGUAUAUUUUGCAGUUCCCACAAUUACUUUAAUGGAAUUCUCUCUCUUUUUGUUUGUCUCUUUGUGUGAUUUUAAACUGACUCAAGGAUGGUUUGUAAGAUAGUUCAUAAUUUGUCUCUUGUUUGUAAGAUUCUUUGUUCAUACAAAAAUCUCACUGAAUUAUUACAGUAUUUGAAAAAAAAAAUUUUGGAAAUAGAAUUUUUGGCACACUAACACAAGAUACAUAAAAAAAUCUUCAUGUAUCUUUCAGGACACAACAAUUUUACUGUGCUGGUUUUAUUUUCAUGUCGUAUCCUACCAUAUGUAUGUCAGUGUGUUUAUGUGUGUUUAUGUACAAACACUUGUUUUCUGUAAAGCGCUUUCUAAACAUUUUCUAUUAUAAAAUGGUGCUAUAAUAUAUAAUCAAAGAUUUUGUUAUCAUCAUGGGUGCAAAAGUUUUAUAUGUUUUCAUGAACUGUUACUGACUGUAAUGCUGUAUAAUGCCUUACUGAACAAUGAUUUUACUGGUGCUAAAGAGACCAUUUUUUAUGGUUUAAGAAUGAUUAACCCCUCCUAUUAAACAGAC